Messenger RNA from Aspergillus uvarum CBS 121591, 678 nucleotides. RefSeq lists its product as uncharacterized. The record is from RefSeq and is a predicted model, not a curated record. Bases 1 to 678 code for a protein of 225 amino acids. NCBI's taxonomy places the organism in Eukaryota, Fungi, Ascomycota, Eurotiomycetes, Eurotiales, Aspergillaceae. The transcript has 2 exons.
AUGUCAUCCCACUUAAGAUCGCUGCUGGUGUUCGGUGCAUCGUGCCCCACGGGCCAACAGAUUGUGGCCGAGGCCCUCCGGACCGGGUGGAAAGUUACCAUCUAUGGCCGUCGGACCCUGCCGAUCCACGCCCAGAACGCUGGGUUACACUUACAAAGAGACCAGACAUUAGAAGGCACACUCCAAGAUGAAGCCCAACUCCGUCGCGCGAUCCAGGGCCAAACAGUCAUCGUCUCCGUGCUGGGCCCGUCUGGAAUGACGAUAAAAGACACUCCGUUCCCGGACUUCUACCGCCGCAUCUUCCGGCUGAUGCGCGAGGCGCACGUCUCCCGCAUCCUCGCGCUGAGUAUUUUCAGCGUCCCCCACCCGCGGGACCGGUAUAGCCUCCCCUGCAGCCUGCUUGUGGGGAUGCUCCGGGUCCUAGGGCAUAGCGCAUGGAGGAACUUUAUCGAGGUGGCGAGGGCAUUUGACGAGGACGCUGAAGAUCUAGAGUGGAAGUUGUUUCGGGUCGGGUUUCUGAAGGAUCAGGGGCCAGGAUGGGUGGUGGAGGGUUACGUGGGUGACGGGGCGUUAGGGUUGGGGGUCAACCGGUGCGACGUGGCGCGGUGGGUGGUCGAGCAGGCGGCCCUGGAUCAGGCGGAGCAUGUGCGGGAUAAGCCGGGGAUCUCAUCCGCUUGA